Messenger RNA from Homo sapiens (human), 2899 nucleotides. RefSeq names its product zinc finger protein 707 (gene ZNF707). The transcript has 8 exons. The record is from RefSeq and is marked validated. The coding region runs from base 929 to 2044 and encodes 371 amino acids. Gene Ontology annotation, cellular component: nucleus. Lineage: Eukaryota; Metazoa; Chordata; Mammalia; Primates; Hominidae. Gene Ontology annotation, biological process: regulation of DNA-templated transcription.
GUAAAAGUCUGGGCUACCGGCGCGGCGUAGUGGAUGCAGCAUCCUAGUGGAGGACGCCCCUGUGGCUGGAGUGCAAUGGCGCGAUAUCGGCUCGCCGCAACUUCUGCCUCCUGGGUUCAAGUGAAUCUCCUGCCCCAGCCUCCUGAGCAGCUGGGAUGACAGAUGGAGUCUCACUCUGUUGCCCAGGCUGGAGUACAGUGGCGUGAUCUCGGCUCACUGCAAGCUCUGCCUCCCGGACAGCGUCUCAGUCUAACAUCCAGGCUGGAGUGCACUGGCAUGAUCUCAGCUCACUGCAACCUCCGCCUCCCAUAUUCAAGCAGUCCCCCCACCUCAGCCUCCUGAGUAGCUGGGACUGCAUAUGUGCACUGCCACGCCCCGCUAAUUAUUGUAUUGUUUAUAGAGACAGGCUGGGCAACUGCUGGGCUCGAACAGUCCUCCUGCCUCAGCCUCCUAGGGUGUUAGGAUUACAGGCGUGAGCCACUGUGCUUGGCCCCUUGUAAUAUCUCUGUCAGGUUUUCGGUUUGGGUUUUGCUGGCCUCAUUAAGACAGACUGGAUAGCGUCUGCUCUUCCUCUGUUCACUAAAUAGCUUCUAAGAUCAGUACUGUGCUUCCGUAGGCUUUGGUGGAGUUUACCAGGGAAUCCAGCUGGGUGUGGUAUUUUCUGUGUGGGAAGGGUUCCAGUUACAUUUUCAAUUGCCUUAUCAGAUGGAAGGCUUCCCUUUCUUUUGUCAGUUUCAUGAUACUGUGUUUUUCAUCGAGUUUGUCUGUUUCAUCUCAGUUGCUGAACCUGUUUGCAUGAGUUGCUCCUGACGGCCCUUUAGGAUACUUCCAUGUCUGUAGGGUCUAGAGUGACAUCUCCUCCCCUCCCCUGACGAGAUCUGCCCUCCUUGGCACUGUGCUUCCCCAGAGGGGUGGCCUCGCUGUUCCCAUGGACAUGGCCCAGGAGCCAGUGACCUUCAGGGACGUGGCCAUCUACUUCUCAAGGGAGGAGUGGGCGUGUCUGGAACCCAGCCAGAGGGCCCUCUACCGGGACGUGAUGCUGGACAACUUCAGCAGUGUGGCUGCUCUGGGAUUUUGCAGCCCCAGACCAGACCUCGUCUCUCGCCUGGAACAGUGGGAGGAGCCGUGGGUUGAAGACCGGGAGAGACCUGAGUUCCAGGCAGUGCAGAGGGGACCCCGGCCAGGGGCAAGGAAGUCUGCAGACCCCAAGAGACCUUGUGAUCAUCCAGCUUGGGCUCACAAGAAAACCCACGUGCGGCGAGAAAGAGCCAGGGAAGGAAGCAGCUUUAGGAAGGGCUUCAGGCUGGACACGGAUGACGGGCAGCUUCCCAGAGCUGCUCCAGAAAGGACAGACGCCAAGCCCACGGCUUUCCCGUGUCAGGUGCUCACGCAGCGUUGUGGGCGGCGGCCGGGCCGCAGAGAGCGCCGGAAGCAGCGCGCAGUAGAGCUGUCAUUCAUCUGCGGCACGUGCGGGAAGGCGCUCAGCUGCCACAGCCGGCUGCUCGCUCACCAGACGGUGCACACGGGAACCAAGGCCUUCGAGUGCCCCGAGUGCGGCCAGACCUUCCGGUGGGCUUCAAACCUGCAGCGCCACCAGAAGAACCACACGCGCGAGAAGCCCUUCUGCUGCGAGGCCUGCGGGCAGGCGUUCAGCCUGAAGGACCGCCUGGCUCAGCACCGCAAGGUCCACACCGAGCACAGGCCCUACUCGUGUGGCGACUGUGGGAAAGCCUUCAAGCAGAAGUCCAACCUUCUCAGACACCAGCUGGUGCACACCGGGGAGCGGCCGUUCUACUGCGCGGACUGCGGCAAAGCCUUCCGGACCAAGGAGAACCUCAGCCACCACCAGAGGGUCCACAGCGGGGAGAAGCCCUACACCUGUGCCGAGUGCGGCAAGUCCUUCCGGUGGCCCAAGGGCUUCAGCAUCCACCGGAGGCUGCACCUGACGAAGAGGUUCUACGAGUGCGGCCACUGUGGGAAAGGCUUCCGUCACCUGGGGUUCUUCACGCGGCAUCAGAGGACUCACAGGCACGGGGAGGUGUAGGGGCGCCCGAAGAGUGGGGUGCUGCGCCUCUGCGGGAGUACUGGGUCCUGAGGGAGAGCUGCAGUGAGAAGUUGCUCUUCAGCCUGGAAAAUCAACCUGAAUUCAGAGAAGCCUUCUUAGUCCUCAGAGCUCCCCAGUCCCCCGAGAAGUUUACUGGGAAAACUGCCAGGUGGGAGAAGCAGAGCCAUGGGUACGCCGGAGAUGGCGGGGGCUCUGGAGAUGGCGGGGGCUGCGCCCCGGCGCCGGGCAUCCUGGGGAUGUGCUGAGAGUGUGCGCGACCCCGGAGCCACGUGCCAGGCCGGGCUCAGAGGCGGAGAAGCCUGCCUGGUGCCCACAGCCGUCUGGCUCAGGGACUCCACCCUGGCCCCGAGUCGCCGUCUGCUGGGCCUUUCCUUCCUGGCUCUGCACCCCAUGCUGGCUGCCCGGUCUGGCUUCCCUUCUUGUCUCUGUCUUGGGCGAGGCAGCUGUGAGCAUUGCACAGAGGCAAAGACCCUCCUGCAGCCUCUGCGCUGGGCCGUAGAAACAAGAGCCUUUGUAAUACUGAACCUCAUUCAAGGAUUAGGAGUGGUGGUUAGGUCAGGGCCACCCCCAGUGCUGCAGGAACGGCCUCCACCCAGCUCUGUUGGUCAGAGCCUGGGUCAUGCACCUGGAGUUGGGAGAUCAAGUUGGGUCUCAGGGCAGUGAGGUGGCCAUAUCCACCACAUCGCAUUUCGUGGGGGAAGAGGUGACCUCUUUGUUUUAAACUUAAGGUGUCUGCUUAUCCAGCCAGAAAUAAAAAUCUGCCAGUGGUGUUCCCAAGGGAAGACCCCCGUGGGAAUGGGUCGGGACACUGCCGUGUUUCAGGUUAGCCAAUUA